Messenger RNA from Tribolium castaneum (red flour beetle), 6041 nucleotides. RefSeq names its product abnormal spindle (gene asp). Gene Ontology annotation, cellular component: spindle pole. Gene Ontology annotation, biological process: spindle organization; mitotic cell cycle; establishment of meiotic spindle localization. The coding region runs from base 133 to 6006 and encodes 1957 amino acids. The transcript is spliced from 5 exons. Gene Ontology annotation, molecular function: calmodulin binding. The record is from RefSeq and is a predicted model, not a curated record. NCBI's taxonomy places the organism in Eukaryota, Metazoa, Arthropoda, Insecta, Coleoptera, Tenebrionidae.
GUCGAGCGAAAGUUGACGGUUUAUCAUUUGAAUCAAAAAACUCAUCUCAAGUACAGAGUUUUUAAGAAACUGUUUUAUCGCCUCCAACAUUGUUGUGUGUUAUUUUAAUGUUGAUAAUUUUAACCUGUGACUAUGUUUUUGCAAUUUUCGCCCCCUGUUAGACAACAAUCCAAAAAACCAAAGCCGGAACUCGAGCCAGAUAAUGCCGUUUUAUCACUGGCCCCUUUCACCCCAAAUCCGAAAAUUUGUUUCGAAAAUGUUAAAAUUGGUCAAACGGCCACUCAAAAUCUGGUCAUUAAAAAUCCGACAGGACAUGCAAAAGAACUGAUUGCGAGAAUUACAAUUCCGGAAGAACUUCAUUUUAGUUUGAGUUGGGGUGGCUGUAGGAUAGAUGCCCAGAGUGAGGAAACACUUGAACUUGUUUGGACCCCCACCUGUGAAGGGGCUUGGAGGUUCAAUUUGUGUGUUACUGAUGAUGUAGGGACGUGCCGAAACGUUCCCAUCGUUCUUAAAGCAGCCACUUUGACCAAAAGCAAGAAAGGGACCCAGAAACGUUUCCCUCGCUUUGUGGCCAAGAAAAACACUUCACCGGUCCAAAACUUUAAGCGAAAAUCGCCACAAAAGCGAGCAAUCCUCCCAAACAUUACAAACAUGCCAACAUUUACCGUAAAUCCUCCAGAAAGUGAAUUCAACGGUAAAGAAAAUUUCAAUUUAUCUCCGAAAAUUGAAACACGACGAGAUACUUAUACCGUAAAUCAAAACAUCCCCGAGAUUUUUGACGACAGUUUAGAAAACAUAACGGUGGUAAAAUCACCAAGCGUUUCAUUUGAACGUCGAUUACAAUCAACGUCGUUUUUAUUAACACCAUCGAAUCAAAUCGAUUUCAAUCCAGAACGUUGCUCAACCGACGAAAAAUCGAUCGAUAACACUGAUAAUUUUCUUCUAACAUGCAAACCUAAAACUUUAUUCAACGACACAACUUUCGAAAUUGUAAAAAACCUGAGUAGCGAAACGUAUGUUAAAAACCUAAGCUCGGAAACGUACACCAAAUCGGACAUUUCCGAUAAUUCACCGUCAAGUUUUUCGAAAAAAUGCCGCCUUGAUAGUCUUGUCGGCAACGGAGUGAAAAUGACCAUUGAGGCAGAUUUGUGGUCAUGCCAUCACACAAAUCUAGUCACAAUUCGGGAAGAAACCGAACCGAAAGCCACACCCUUGAAGCGUAAAAGCGACGUUACGUUUCAAGUGACAUCACCGAAACGCCCAAAUCUGGGAUUCCCCCAAGAAUGGGCCAAACAACGCAAUAUUGUUGUUUUCGAACCGGAAGUUGUAACGUGGUUAGAGGGUCAAGAGGAGAAUUUCAAAAAGUGGCUCAAUGCUGUUUUAACACCACCUUUGGAUCUUGAUUCAAAUGCGCAAAGUCAUCCCUUAGACGUAGCCAAAUUGUGGCGAAGUUGUAUGGAGAAAGAAAUCGAAGUGGCACCGACCAGGGAAAUUGUCUCGCAACGGUUUCACAACAAUGCUAAACUAAACGCGUUAAGGAGAGCCGCUAAGGCGUUGUACCAAACAAACGAAAUUCAAAACGUUUUGAUUAAAGUUGGCGCGAUUAUUGAUUGUGGCAAACUUGCGUUGCGGAAAGACCGUGAUGUACAUCUAGAUUUGCGUUUGCAGGCCGAUGUUAUGCAAGUGAUUUUGAGUUAUAAUCCUCUGUGGUUGCGCAUUGGUUUGGAGACGAUUUACGGACGGGUGAUUCCCCUAAAUUCGAAUUCGGAUGUUAGGGGCUUGACUCGCUUCCUUUGGGAGCGUUUUAUGCGGGACCCGGUUUUAUUAAAGAAACACCGUUCCGUCCAUUCUGAGAAAUACAAAUCGGAGAUCAAACAAUUCAUUUUGAAGAAAUUCCUGGCGUUGGUUUUUUUCCUAGACCGGGCCAAAAGCAAGAAAUUGAUAGCACAUGAUCCGUGUUUGUUUUGUAAAAACGCACCAAUUAAAGAGAGCCAAACGGCUCUUACGACUUUUGCCCGUGAUACGGUUUCGUCAAUGGGCGAUAUUACCAAAUAUUUGAAACACUUUCAAUACACUUUGGUACAUAAGCAGAGCUAUUUGAAUGAGUUUGAUUACGCUGUUAAGUGUCUCGGGGUUGAUUUACGUGACGGUGUUAGACUAACACGAGUCAUGGAAAUUAUUCUAUUGCAAAAUAAUUUGAGUGAAAAACUGCGUGUUCCAACAGUCUCACGAUUGCAAAAAAUCCACAACAUGAAAAUCGUGUUUGAGGCUUUGCAACGUUCGGGUUUCGAAAUUCUCUACGACAUUACACCAAGUGACAUAGUCAACGGUCACAAAGAGAAAACUCUAUCGUUUUUGUGGCAAAUUAUUCACAAAUUGCAAACGCCCCUAAUGGCUAAAAGUGUGACAUUGAUAACAAACUGGUGGCGAAGCGACACAAUUGUGAAAAAACGAAACGAAUUGAAAUUAAUUCGUGAAACAAAAAAUGCAGCAGCUAUCACAAUCCAACGUUACGUUCGUAUGUUUUUGGCCAAACGUCGCUACGAAAAAUUACAAAAUAUGCUAAAGUUUUUCAAAGCUGAAAAACAGGAGAGAGCUGUUUUAAUCAUUCAGAGACGUUGGCGGGCAACUUUAGCUAUGCGAAACCAAAGAACACAAUACCAAGUUUUACGUGAGGCUACGAUUUUGAUUCAGAGACGAUUUCGGGCCAAAUUAUUACACAAAAGUGUUGUUUUUGUACAAAGACUGUGGCGAGCGAAAUUGGCAAUGAGGCAACAAUUGUACAAUUAUCAAAUUUUGAAGGAGACAGUUAAAUGGGUCCAAAGUCGCGUUAGGGCAAAGUUACAGUUUAGAGCUUUCAAGCGGUUGAAACAAGCUGCGAUUUUUGUGCAAAGGUGUUGGAGAGCGAAAUGUGAACGGAAACUUUUCAUGGAAAUGAAAAACGCAGCUAUUGUUAUCCAGAGGCGUUUUAGAACGAAAUUACUUUACGAAAGGUUUAAGAACUUACGAUGGGCCACAAUUGUGGCUCAGAGAGAAUUUAGAAGGAGACAAGCCAGAAGGAUGUUUUUAAUGUUGCGGAAUGCAACGAUUUUUGUACAAAGUUACGUUCGCAUGAAACUAGCAAGGGACCAGUUUAAUAGAUUGAAACGAGCUGUGAUUUUUGUUCAGGUGAAAUGGCGGUACCAAGCGCUUAAAAAGGCUACGAUUUUCGUCCAAAGACAGUGGAGGGCUAAAAUUGCAAUGAUUCGUUCGAAGAAAGAGUUUGAAAUGUUGAAAACAAAUACUAUUGUAAUUCAGAGACGUUUUCGGGCCAACAAAGUCGCAAAAUUACAAAAGGAACGCUUUAAUUCGCUCAGAAAAGCCGCAAUUUUGAUUCAACGCCAGUGGAGAUUGAGAAAAAAAAUGAUUGAAUAUCGUAAUUUGAGACGGACUGUUGUUUUUCUUCAAAUGAAAUGGAGGGCUAAAUUAGCUACGAGAAACGCAGUUUUGCAAUUUGAAGAAUUGAAGAAAGCCGUUUUAGUGAUUCAAAGGCGUUUUAGAGCGAAUCAGUUGGCGAAAAUUGCAAGGAACAAUUUCGAAGAGUUGAAACGUGUAACUGUUUUUGUUCAGAGAAAAUGGAGAGAAAAGUUGGAAAUGCGGCGCCAAAUUGCCAAUUUCCAGGCUUUGAAAAAUGCAACUGUUGUCAUUCAAAGACGUUUCAGAGCGAAAUUGGAGGCGAGAAAAUAUCAGACUUUGAAAAAUGCGACCAUUUCGAUUCAGAAACGUUGGAGGGCCAUUUUAUUAAUGAGGAUCCAAUUGGAAAAAUAUCAAAAUCUGAAAGCUGUGACUGUUUGCAUUCAGAGGCGUUUUAGAGCAAAUCUUGCUCGCGAAAGCGAUCGCAACAAUUUUAUCAACUUGAAGAAAAGUGUUAUUGUGAUCCAGAGACGUUUUAGAGCGAAUAAAGCUGGAAAAUUGCAAAGGGAUCGUUUUAAUACACUCAAGGAAGCCACAAUUUUGAUUCAGCGCAAGUGGAGAUUGAGAAAAACAAUGAUUGAAUAUCGUAAUUUGAGACGGACUGUUGUUUUUGUUCAAAUCAAAUGGAAGGCUAAAUUAGCUGCGAGAAACGCAGUUUUGCAAUUUGAAGAAUUGAAGAAAGCCGUUUUAGUGAUUCAAAGGCGUUUUAGAGCGAAUCAGUUGGCGAAAAUUGCAAGGAACAAUUUCGAAGAGUUGAAACGUGUAACAGUUUUGGUUCAGAGAAGAUGGAGAGAAAAGUUGGAAACGCGGCGCCAAAUUGCCAAUUUCCAGGCUUUAAAAAGUGCAACUGUUGUGAUUCAACGACGUUUCAGAGCCAAAUUGGAGGCGAGAAAAUAUCAGAUUUUGCGGAAAGCUACGGUUUUAAUUCAACAACGUUGGCGAGCAACUUUAUUGAUGAGGAUUGAAUUGGAAAAAUACCAAAAUCUGAAAUUGGCUACAAUUUGCAUUCAGAGGCGUUUUAGAGCAAAUCUUGCUCGCGAAAGCGAUCGAAACAAUUUUACCAAUUUGAAGAAAAGUGUUAUUGUGAUCCAGAGGCGUUUUAGGGCGAAUAAGGCUGGAAAAUUGCAAAGGGAUCGUUUUAAUUUGCUCAAGAAAUCCGCAAUUCUGAUUCAACGCAAGUGGAGAUUGAGAAAAACAAUGAUUGAAUAUCGUAAUUUGAGACGGACUGUUGCUUUUGUUCAAUUCAAGUGGAGGGCUAAAUUGGCAGCGAGAAACGCAGUUUUGCAAUUUGAAGCAUUGAAGAAAGCCGUUUUACUGAUUCAAAGGCGUUUUAGAGCGAAUCAAUUGGCGAAAAUUACAAGAAAUAAUUUCGAAGAGUUGAAACGAGUCACAGUUUUUGUUCAGAGAAGAUGGAGGGAGAAGUUGGAAACGAGGCGCCAAGUUGCAAAUUUCCAGGCUUUGAAAAGUGCAAUUAUUGUUAUUCAGAGACGUUUUCGAGCAAACCUUGCUCGCGAAAGCGAUCGCAACAAUUUUAUCAGCUUGAAAAAAGCCACCGUUGUUAUUCAAACAAAAUGGAGAGCCGAACUCGAAAUGCGGCGUGAAAGAAACAAGUAUCACCGUUUGAAACAAAGCGUGAUUGCAAUUCAAAGACAGUGCCGAAAGCGACUAGUGUUGGAAAAUAAAAAGAAAGACGCAGCAAGUGUCAUUAUACAGAAGUACGUGAGAGGGCUUUUAGUGCGUCGAAAGUUUGCCAAAUUUUUAACACCGGAAGCAAUCGCCCAACGGCGGGAAAACGCAGCUGCGACUAAAAUUCAGGCUUUUUGGAGGAGGUACAAAACGCAGUUAGCUCAAGGGCCUGAAGUGUUGAGGAUUUAUGAGAGGUUGAAGAAAGCUAAUGCCUCGGCUGAGCCUCAAAAUACAGUCGGGUCACGAUGCCAGAAAGCCGUUCAAGAGUUGAGUAGCGGGAAAUUAACAGUUGGGGAACUGCUUCGAGUUUUGAAGGAUUUGGAAUUCGGGACAAGUCGGUGUAAGAAGUUCUGUCGGAAGUUGGGAGAGGUGUUAGCGCGCCCCCUUUAUGAGACUAUAAUCGUAACGAAUCGGUCGCCAGCCGAAAUGGAGGUUUCAACACUGGCUUGUUCGAUUCUGAUCAAUUUCUAUCGAUUUGAACCGACUCGAAGUGCAACCUGGAUUCCGCAAUUAAUCGAGAAAUUAUUAUCUGUGAUGUUGCAUUCGUGUGAUAAGGAAACGGCCUUGUUUCCCACACUUUGUACUUUAUUUUGGAUGUUUGCACACAACGAAGAAUACAAAAAUUUCAUCGUUUCAAGUGGCAAUUUUAAGCACAAAAUGAGGCGGAUUUGUGAACUUUGCGAGCGCAAAGCGAAAAUGAACAGCAAAGUUAUUAUCAAAUUUCAGUCGUUUUUUGUGCCGUACAAAGACCUGCCCUUGCCUUCAAUGACGCCAGACUGGGGGUUUGAACUCAAACACAAACCCAAGACUUUUACCAACUCUAUUCAUGCCCUGCAGUGUUUAAGGAAUAGACUUAACGUUUUGUAAUUUUUGUUAAAUGAAAUACAGUACUACUUUUACCA